Messenger RNA from Rotaria sordida, 321 nucleotides. The record is from the annotation of a GenBank genome assembly. Lineage: Eukaryota; Metazoa; Rotifera; Eurotatoria; Philodinida; Philodinidae.
AUGAAAUUAUAUUUAUUAGGUCGUGAAUAUAUUGUUCAAACGAAUCAUUGUCCUUUACGUAAUAUGCAUAAAAAACUAUCAAAUAACCGUCGACUUGAUCGUAUUUCAUUAGCUUUACAACAAUAUAACAUUAAAGAAAUUCGUCAUAUUUCAGUGACUGCAUGUUCAUCGAAUAUCAAAUUUUCAUCAAAAGUUUCUCAAAAUAAACGUCGUCAAAUAAAUAAACAAGAAAAAGAACGUCAUUGUCAACAAGUAUUUUCUCCAUAUCAUUCAAUUUAUAAUUAUGAUAUGUAUUUUAUAAAUGCUUGUACAACUUCAUAA